CUGACUCAUCGACGUGUUAGCGGCGGUCGCGCAUAUAUGCACAAAUAAUAUACGCUCCGUGAUUUUAAUGUAUAACAUUAGAUUUUAUGAUAAAUAGAUAAAGUGUGUGUUUUAUAUAAAAAUUUUAUAAAAUAAGGGAAAAAUGUUAAAGUUUAUUCGAGGGAAGGGGCAGCAACCUUCUGCCGAGCGGCUAAAACUGCAGAGGGAAUUAUUUGCUUUCAGAAAGACUGUGCAACACGGCUUUCCAAAUAAACCAUCAGCUCUAGCAUGGGAUCCAGAAUUACGAUUGAUGGCUUUGGGAACUAUGUCUGGAGCCGUCAAAGUUUUUGGCCGACCAGGAGUAGAAUUCUAUGGACAACAUUCAAAUCCAGAUUGCUUAGUGCUAAGAAUUGUUUUUAUACCAGGUGCUGGUCGCUUAGUAUCACUGUGCGCUGACAAUUCGUUGCAUUUGUGGGAGAUAAACGAAUCUUCCCUAGUCGAAGUGCGAACACUUUUCUUAGAAGGCAAAUUGAAACGUAUUUCUGCUAUGUGCGUUGAAAGCACCGGCGCCAAAUUGCUCUUGGGCACCGAAGGUGGAAAUAUAUAUCCCUUAGAUUUAGUCACGUUCACAACGACGGAUGAUAUCAUAUAUCAGGACGUAGUUAUGCAACACGUUCCAGAAUCUUACAAGUUGACACCAGGAGCAGUGGAAGCUAUUAGUGAACGUCCUGGUCAUCCGGAUCAAUUAUUAAUUGGUUAUUCUCGAGGAUUAGCAGUAUUAUGGAAUAAAACUAAAAGUGCCGCAGCUGGUUCCUUUGUUUCAUCACAACAAUUGGAAGACGUAUCAUGGAACUCAGAUGGAAAAAAAUUUACAUCUGCUCACAACGAUGGCAGUUAUUGCGAAUGGGAUGUAGUAGAUGUUACAAUAAAAGCACCAGUUACUCCAUAUGGCCCUUAUCCUUGUAAAACUAUUCCCAGGAUUAUUAGAGGUAUGAGAAACGAUAAUGCACUUAUUGUCUUCUCUGGUGGGAUGCCAAGAGCCAGUCAUGGUGAAAAGCACACAGUUUCAGUAGUAGACUUUGGCAAAGGCGAGGAUAAACCUGUGGCAUUUGAUUUCACCAGUAAGGUUAUAGACUUCUUUCUGGUCGAUGCAUCAGGACACACUCCUCAAGCACUGAUCGUUUUGUGCGAAGAGGAAUUAGUAGCCAUAGAAUUAAAUUCUGAUAAUUGGUGUCAAUUGCCGCCACCUUACUUGGUGUCAUUGCACGCCGCUGCCGUAACAUUUUCACAACACGUUUCAAAUGUACCACAAUGGCUUUGGGAUGAUAUUAUCAACGCUGGUAAAUCACAAAUGGAAAAGGUUUAUUCUGAUAUGCAAUGGCCCAUAUCUGGUGGUGUUAUUAAUCCACCCGCUGAUGGCGAUGGUGCUCCACGCGAGUUACUCUUAACCGGGCACGAAGAUGGUUCUGUCAGAUUCUGGGACGCGUCGGGUGUUGCUCUUAGCCCUAUGUAUAAAUUUAGUACCGCUGGUAUUUUUAGCACUUUAGUUGACGAUCUCGAUGAUGGCCCGCCUCCAGAUGACGGCGAAGAGGAAUGGCCUGUUCUCAAACGCGCCGGUGUAUUUGACCCCUAUUCCGAUGAUCCUAGAUUAGCUAUCAAGAAAGUUUGCUUGUGUCCAAUGUCUGGCAUAUUGGCAGUCGCUGGAACUGCUGGACAUGUAGUUAUGGCCAAAAUCAAUGGUGAAGCAACUGAACUAAAAGUCACAACUAUGAAUAUUGUGUCAGACCGCGAUGGUUUUGUCUGGAAAGGUUAUGAUGAAUUGACUGUUAAAAGUACAACUCCGCCCACUGCGCCAGGAUUUCAGAUAAGUGGAGUCUUGCAAUUGCAUCCUCCUGCUGCUGUUACCUGUUUGGCCCUACAAGCUGAUUGGGGUUUGGUAUCUGUUGGAACCGCUCAUGGAAUGGCUCUCUAUGAUUAUUGCAGACACAAACCGGUUACAGUGAAAUGCACAUUAAACCCUCUUGACUUGAGCGGUGCGGGUGAUACUCCAAUUUCUCGUCGUAAAUCGUUCAAAAAAUCUCUGCGAGAAUCAUUUCGACGAUUACGUAAAGGCAGAUCAACACGACGCGCAGGUAACAAACGUGAUGAAACGCAACCGGCAGCGCCUGCUAACACUGGCCCGCAGACUCCCGCGGAAACGAGACCCGUGGAAAGACAAAUUGAAGCUAGGCCUGUUGAUGAUUCCUUAGGCAGUAUGGUUAGAUGCCUAUAUUUUGCUAGAACGUUUAUUGCUAAUUUGCAAACAAGUAGUGCCACUUUAUGGGCUGGUACAAAUAAUGGCACAGUGUACGUAUUUACAAUAAAUGUGCCCUCUGGUCAGAAAAGAGAGCAGGAUGAUGUUACAUGCCAGCUGGCUAAAGAAAUUCAAUUAAAACACCGCGCGCCGGUCAUAGCAAUCGCAGUUCUAGAUGGAGCAAGUCAACCAUUACCAGAGCCCUUAGAGGUAGAAAAAGGUGUGGCGCCAAUUCCUGAUUCAACACAACCACAUAGAGUAUUAAUUGCCUCUGAAGAACAAUUUAAAAUAUUUUCUCUUCCCAAUCUUAAACCUUUCUGCAAGUAUAAACUUACUGCUCACGAAGGUGCUAGAGUUAGACGUACUGGUUUUGCAACUUUCUCUUGCAAUUUAGAAUCCGGUGAAUAUCAUGAAACUGGAUUAUUAUGUUUGACAAAUCUUGGUGACUUGCUGGUGUUGAGUGUGCCAGAACUCAGAAGACAAUUAAAUGCUGCAGCUAUUAGAAGAGAAGAUAUUAAUGGUAUAUCUAGUUUGACAUUUACACGAGCUGGUGAGGCUUUGUAUUUACAUUCAUCUUCAGAAUUACAAAGAAUAACGGUUUCAGCUACGAAGGUUACAUCAGCAUGUUGUCAUUUAAAUCUUUCUCCUUCUGCACGUCCUGAAUUACAACCUGCACAAACAGAACUUGAUCAGGCCGAUUCUGCAGCCGAUGACAAUGAAGAAUGUGAAGAAACCCAAGGUGACAGCUCGAUAGAGAUUUUAUCCAAUGAUGCAUCAAAGGCCACACAAAAAAUUAUUGUCACUUCCGUACAAACUGUUAAGGAACAUACAACUAACUUAACCAGUUCUACAUCAAAUACCACACAGCAAGUUAAAGAAAAUGGUGAAAGGCUUGUAAAUGGUGUUUUGGAUUCUCCAAAUAAGACAGAAACUUCUGGAAGCCAGGACUUGGAUGUUACUAUUACGAGCAGUGUGGGUGAUAUUACUAUAGAUUCCGUUAAAGAUCACUUGAAUUCAACUUUCAUGAACAUGACAACCCUUAGUGGCGGGGGCGAUGAUGUUAGCGGCCGUCUUACAUUUUCUAAUAUGCCUCAAGCAGUGGUCUGUAGUGUGAUUGUAAAAACAACCACAACCACCAUCAAUAAUUCAUCAGGAAAUUCUUUAACAACGACUGAAGUAGUAAAUUCUACAAAUUCUGGGAUAACUAGUACACUUGAAACUGUAGAAACACGUGUAACCGGAGCUCCCAGCACUCGCAUUGUUGAGACUAGCUUAUUCACAUCAAGAGCUAAUCCUCGUGCGCCGUUAGCUUGCGUUGAAGAAAUGGAAUCAGAAGGGAUUCUACAAAUGAAACGUGAAGGAAUAAAACAUAAUCAAAGUAUUAAUAAUAAUAUUUCACAAGUUCGAUCAAACUUAAUGAAUUUUUCUAUGAAAACAAAGCAUUCCGAGAGCUGA
Messenger RNA from Ctenocephalides felis (cat flea), 3727 nucleotides. Its product is annotated as protein lethal(2) giant larvae-like. The coding region runs from base 143 to 3727 and encodes 1194 amino acids. Gene Ontology annotation, cellular component: cytoplasm; cortical actin cytoskeleton; plasma membrane. Gene Ontology annotation, biological process: regulation of establishment or maintenance of cell polarity; regulation of protein secretion; establishment of spindle orientation. The transcript has 20 exons. Gene Ontology annotation, molecular function: myosin II binding; syntaxin binding; GTPase activator activity. The record is from RefSeq and is a predicted model, not a curated record. Lineage: Eukaryota; Metazoa; Arthropoda; Insecta; Siphonaptera; Pulicidae.